Messenger RNA from Cryptomeria japonica (Japanese cedar), 2475 nucleotides. Its product is annotated as receptor-like protein 7. The transcript has a single exon. Lineage: Eukaryota; Viridiplantae; Streptophyta; Pinopsida; Cupressales; Cupressaceae. Bases 1 to 2475 code for a protein of 824 amino acids. The record is from RefSeq and is a predicted model, not a curated record. Gene Ontology annotation, molecular function: protein binding.
AUGAUUAUCGUUCCUUCAAUGGCUGUGGCUACACCUAAGUUAACUAUCAUUACUGUGUUCUUAAUCAUCUUCUUCACCAACCCAUUUGUAUGUUUCUGCAGAUGCCCAUUGCAAGAAUCUGAAGCUCUUCUUUCCUUAAACUUCACCUCCAUUCCGACCUAUCUUGGUACUAAAUGGACAAAUGAAACGGACUGCUGCGAGUGGGGUGGCAUUACAUGCGAUCAGAACAAGAGCCAUGUAGAGGGGAUAAGUGUACACGACUCAGGAAUAGAUACAUCCGACUCUGGAGUCAUAUUGGAUAGCCUGUGCAAGCUUCCGUUCCUUACAGAUAUAGACUUACAGGAGAUUAGCACAAGUCUAACUGCAAUUAGUAUUCCUUCCUGCGUGGGAGAUCUCCAUUAUCUUCAGUAUCUAAUGAUACGGGACAGUGGCUUGAGUGGUGUAAUACCACUUAGUAUUUGUAUGCUCAUAAAUCUCACUUAUCUUAAUCUUGGAGAGAAUCAACUGAGUGGAAGCUUGCCAUUUUGUCUCAACAAUCUUUCUUCUUUGAGUCUUCUCUCCCUUUCAAAUAACCGAUUAAGUGGCCAAAUCCCAUUUACAUGGGGCAAUCUCCCAUUGCUUGAGCUCUUAGAUGUUUCCUUCAACCAAUUGAGUGGGACUCUUCCCUUGUCAUUUUCAGGGCUGUCCUCCCUUACUAUCCUCUACGCCCAUGGAAAUAAAUUCAAUGAGAGUAGUCCUUCUUGGGCCUUACCAUCCUCUAUAGGAAGUCUCUCCCUCUCACUAAACCAAGAAAUCACAAUUUCAGAGACUUUUUUCCAUAACCUUAGCAAUUUACAAGAAUUUUUUUUAUUCAACUGCACACUAAAUAUUAGUACAUCCUGGAUUCCUAACUUCCAGCUCUCCGAGUUACAACUUGUCUCAUGUCAGAUGGGUGGCCAAAUUCCACCAUGGAUUUCAACUCAGUUCUCGUUAGAAUCCUUGACAUUAGCUAACAACGGUCUUGCUGGAGAAAUUCCCGCUUGGCUAUGGGCUAUGACUUCCUUAUAUAAUCUAAAUCUUUCACGGAAUCAUCUGCAAGGACCCCUGUUUCCAAAUGGUCAGAUUUCUAUUAUGUCAAUCUUAGAUGUAUCUAGCAAUGCAUUAUGUGGACACUUACCUUCCGUUUGGCCAAAAAGUAGAUGGCCUCCCUCGCCUUCAGACGACCCAGUAAUUUGGGGAAAUCCUCUUAUAUUGAUGCUCAAUGACAAUUUGUUUACCGGCAAUAUUCCUCCAGGCUUGUGCAAUGCGUCUGUAGGUGUGAAGUUAAGUCUUGAAAACAACAAGCUGGAUGGCAUGAUUCCUUGGUGUUUAAUCGACGAGGGAUCAUCAAUUCAAAACUUAAAUUUGGGAGGUAAUAAUCUUGAGGGAAGGAUGCCUCAUGGUCUAAUCGUCUCGUCUCACAUCAUGUCCUUGGUGCUAAAAAAUAAUCAGCUCACCGGAGCCUUCCUUCCCUCAUUUACCAUUGAUAUCAUAUCGGGAAGAUAUCCAGCUUUGCAAGUACUUGAUAUUGGGCACAACAAAUUCACUGGACAUCUUCCAAAGUCAAUUGGGAAUAUUUCAUCUCUUCGAGUGCUGGUGAUGAAGGACAACCAGUUCAAUGGUAACAUUCUUACCGAAAUUGGCGAGUUGAAUCAGCUCCAGAUCUUAGACCUUUCGUCCAACAACUUAUCAGGUUCUAUUCCACACAACAUUGUAUUGUUACGAGCGAUGGCUGUAGCAAGAGAGGAUGGCUAUCAGUUGCAGAGUGAACAGGAAUUAGGUGUGGAUGGCUAUUCGUUGGUGUCUUCUCUUGGUGGACUGGAUAUGACUUCAAAAGGUACAGAGCUAUACUACCCAUAUAUUCUUUCCACACUCACUGGCAUAGAUCUUUCCAACAAUCAAUUGAAUGGAGAUGUUCCUCUUGAUUUUGGAAAGUUGAAGGGCUUGAGGUUUCUGAAUCUAUCCAUGAACCAUCUUAGUGGAAUAAUUCCACAUAGUUUGGGGGAUAUGAGUCAACUGGAAUCACUGGACCUUUCUUCUAACCAUCUUUCAGGAGAUAUUCCUUCAGAGCUUCAAUCUCUGAGUUAUUUGGCAUAUUUAAAUUUGUCCAAAAAUAGUCUUUCUGGAAAUAUACCGCAAGGAGGACAGAUGAUCACAUUUGAAAAUACAUCAUAUUCUGGAAAUCCAAAUUUGGACGGAUGCCCACUUCCAAAGAAUUGCUCAUGGCCUAAAUUUGCAACUCCUCCUCCUGUAAGCAUUGCUGAACAUAAAGAUGAAGAGGAGAGCGAGCAGAUUCCCUGGUAUCAGAUUGGAGUAGGAUGGUCAUAUGGAGCAGGUUUUCUGAUUGUUGUAGUGGUAUUGCUUUCAGUAAGCGAAAGGUGGAGAAAGAAAUACUUCAAAGGGGUUGAUAAUACUUUGAUGUUUCUGUUUCCUUUCCUACAUAAUAGGAGAUUAUGA